This is a messenger RNA of Musa acuminata AAA Group (dessert banana), 1434 nucleotides long. RefSeq names its product translation initiation factor IF3-2, chloroplastic-like. The transcript is spliced from 10 exons. Lineage: Eukaryota; Viridiplantae; Streptophyta; Magnoliopsida; Zingiberales; Musaceae. Bases 215 to 1066 code for a protein of 283 amino acids. The record is from RefSeq and is a predicted model, not a curated record. Gene Ontology annotation, biological process: translational initiation; ribosome disassembly. Gene Ontology annotation, molecular function: translation initiation factor activity; ribosome binding.
GCCUUUCGAGCGCGUCGUGUGGAUAAGAAGAUGAAGCCCACCAACAAAAUCUGUUGCUCUGCGCUCAUGGCAUUUGAUCCAAACCCCGCAUUAAUCCGUCCUCCUCCUCCUUCCCUCCUUCACCACUCGCGGAGGAGAGCAUUAAGGGUUUAAGGUUUCUAAUUUCUUAUCCACCUGCUACUCAUCGUCGCCGGUGUUCCAUCGAAGCUGAAGUAUGGCUAGAAUCGCCGUCUGUUCCUUCAACCCUUCGCCCUCCUUGUCUUCCCCCGUCUCCGACCCCUCGAGGCGCCUCCGCGCGGCGCUGCUUCCCCUCCCAUUCAAAAUCCCUACGAACCGGGUCAGGGGUCGCCGUCCCCUCGUAGCCGUGGUCGCCCGCUUUGGCGGUGGGGGUAAUUGGCGUGGCCCAUCCAGGAGGCGCCCGAUAGAUGGCCGCGCCGCUGCGGACCCGGACUACGAUCCUGCCCUCGACCUUGACAGGGUCAAGUCAUCUUCUGUAAGGUUAUUAGACGAGCAGCAAAAUAUGCUUGGUGUGGUGUCAAUCGAUGAGGCCAUACAGAUGGCAGAUGAUGCUGAUCUGAUUCUGGCAAUUUUGUCCAUAGACGCAGAUCCUCCGGUGCUUAGGCUCUUUGAGAGUUCAGACUACAACAUUUUAUUUAUUUACUUGUACAGAAAACAUAAAUAUGAACAGCAAAAGAAGAAAAAAGUGCAGCAAAAGAGAUCUGCUGCAAACCGCAUGGAUAUUAAGGAGCUUAAAAUGGGGUACAACAUUGACUCUCAUGAUUAUUCUGUGAGGCUAAAAGCUGCUCAGAAGUUUCUUAAAGAUGGAGAUAAGGUUAAGAUCAUAGUAAAUUUGAAAGGCCGGGAAAAUGAAUUCAGGAAUAUUGCUAUAAAACUUAUCCAGCGUUUUCAGAGUGAUAUUGGGGAGCUGGCAACCGAGGAGACUAAAAACUUCAGCCAAAGAAACAUUUUCAUGGUUCUCGUGCCCAACAAAGUAGUUCUGCAAAAGACCCAGGAACAGCCAAAGAAAAAGGAAAAACCAGUUACAGAAGUUUCUGCAAGUGUUUAGCCGUGUGGAGUGUGAUCUUGAGACCAUAGCAAGAGAUACUGUCAUUUAGGUUUCAUUAACAGGAGCUGAGGUGAUUGCCCGACUACAUAAUGUAAAUAUUGAGGCAGUGGAUGAUAGAAUCAGAUGUUAAAAACAUCGUCAUUUGUGGCCACAAAACCAUUUCAUAUUAUUCUGAUGGAAAUCAUUAUUAGGUAAUGGUUCUGAUUGCUGCUUUCAUUCUAACAUCCAGCUGAGGCUGCCUCAAAAGAUAAAGAACUGAUGAUUAUGAGCGGUUGACUUUUGUUAUCUUAGCAGAUCCAUCAUAGUAACAGAUGCUGAUUGUUGUACUUUUUCAUGACUAAAAAUAAUCAUAUAGUUAUUAUUCUUUA